AUGACUACCGAUGAUAACUCUGGUGUUGUUGACAUAAACAAACCAUUUCGUUUUGAGGGUAACCACUUUAAAAGAUGGAAACAGAAGAUGUUAUUUUUCCUCACAAUCAAAAAGGUUAACACAGCUCUCACUACUGAUAAGCCUACUGUAUCUGAAAAGGAUGACAACGAUGAAAAAGACAAACAAACUAAGGCUUUAGAUGCUUGGGUCGAAAAUGAUUUUUUAUGCAAAAAUUUCAUUCUCAAUGGUUUAUCUGAUGACUUGUAUGACUAUUAUAAUUCUGACCAAAAUGCUAAGGAAAUCUGGGACGCACUGCAAAAUAAGUAUGACACUGAGGAGGCUGGAACCAAGAAGUACGCUGUCAGUCGCUACCUCAAAUUUCAGAUGAUCGAUGACAAGUCAGUAGAAGCCCAAUCUCAUGAACUUCAGAAAAUCGCUCAUGAAAUAAUUUUUGAAGGUAUGUCUUUAGAUGAACAAUUUCAAGUUGCUGUGAUUAUUGACAAACUGCCCCCUGCGUGGAAAGAUUUUAAAAAAUUUCUUAGGCACAAAACAAAAGGAUUUUCACUAGAAAGUCUGAUCACUCGCCUUCGUAUUGAGGAGGAAGCUCGUAAACAGGACCAGAAAGAAGAAGUGCUUGUUGUAUCCAGCAACAACAACACUAACAAAAGGUCCACUGCGGUUCUGAAACCCAAUGGGAAAAAUUUCAAGAAUCAGAAUCGAAAGCAGAACUCAAACCGCAACAAUCAACCUCGGAACAAUACUCAGAAUUGGAACCAUCAAAAGAAACCAAAACAGACAGCAGCAAAACCCCCCUAA
This is a messenger RNA of Humulus lupulus (European hop), 816 nucleotides long. RefSeq lists its product as uncharacterized. The coding region runs from base 1 to 816 and encodes 271 amino acids. The transcript has a single exon. The record is from RefSeq and is a predicted model, not a curated record. NCBI's taxonomy places the organism in Eukaryota, Viridiplantae, Streptophyta, Magnoliopsida, Rosales, Cannabaceae.